AUACUAGCCCGAUAUUUUUUUUAUUUAUGAAUUAUUUAUUUAUUAUUUUUUUUUUUGAAGAGGACACCCUGUUAAAAUUUUCUAGAUCCGCCACUGCUAACCACUAUACACGUUCCCUGAAAGUAGGAACAGAAAGGUGAGGGAGAGAAAAUGAAAUACAAAAUUCUUUUAUGUAAUCUCUCUAAUAUAUAAUACUAUAUUGUGCAGAGCAAAUGCAGAUUGCGAGAUGCAAAGCAGCAGCAGGUGAAAUGCUAAACUGGGAAGACAUCCAAAAGAUGAAAUACUCAUGGAACGUGGCCUGCGAAGUGCUAAGGCUCGUCCCUCCCUUGCAAGGCACGUUUAGGGAAGCCACGACCGACUUCGUCUUCAACGGCUUCUCCAUCCCCAAGGGCUGGAAGUUGUACUGGAGUGUACCGUCGACGCACAAAACGGAGAAGUACUUCCCCGAACCUGAAAAGUUCGAUCCCAGCAGAUUCGAAGGCCGCGGGCCUGCUCCGUACACGUUUGUCCCGUUCGGAGGAGGCCCGAGGAUGUGCCCCGGUAAGGAAUAUGCUCGGCUCGAGAUUCUGGUGUUCAUGCACAACUUGGUGAAGCGAUUCAAGUUCGACAAGUUGAUUCACGACGAGAAGAUCGUCGUGAAUCCGAUAGCCGUGCCGGCCAAUGGCCUCCCUGUUCGUCUAUUUCCUCACAAUGCUUAAUUAGAAUCCGAGAAAGAUGAUGACUUGUUGUUGAGGAUUUUAGAUCAAUUUUUUUUUUCUUUUCCAAAUUACAAUUGAUUCUCUAUUUCCUCACAAUGCUUAAUUGAUGGAAAUGGUUGUCGCCAAUGGAAAUAAUUUUUUUUUUACGACUAUUAGCGAAUGUUAUCGUAGAUAGGGCUACAAAUGAGCCGAACUGAGCCGAGUUUUACCUCAGUUUGAGCUUGACUCGUUAACAAAUGAGCUGAGCUCGAGCCCGAGCCAUUUAUUAACGAGCCGAGUCGAGUUCGACCUACGCUUGUUUACUAAAUUCUUAGAUCGUAUUUAAUACAUUCAUUUUGUAUGUCGAGUAUGGUACAUGUGAUUGAUGUAGCGAUAAAAAAAUAAUCAAAUGUUCAACAUUAAUUAAUCUUAUAUCAUAAUUUUUAGGUGUCAUAUUGUUUAGUUAAUAAAUUUUAACUAGUUCAAAUCAUGUUAUUUCAUAGUAUUGAAACAAUUUUGUACAUAAUUUCUUUAUAGAAUUAAAAAUAAGGCAUAUUUUCUUACAUGUUCAACAUGUUAAACUUCACAUGAUGUGAGAUAUAUAAUUUAACAAUCCUAUGAAUUAUGAAAGUCCAAAUUAGAUCGAUUAGUCCAUAAGUCAGUGAUCAAGUUGGCCCUCAAACCACAACGUUGAGACAUCUCAUGAGCUCUAAAUGAGCCAACUCACGAGUUGAGCUCAACAAGGCACCGAGUCGAGCUAGCUCGCGAGCUUCACGAGCUGAACAUAGCUAGGCUCAAGCUUGGCUCGUCAGUAAACGAACCGAGUUUCGAAUUGCUCGCGAGUAGCUUGACUCAUUUGCAGCCCUAAUCGUAGGUAACCCAAGGUUCACCGACCACUGACCCGACAUUGUUGUGGUGAAGGCUAAGGUUCAGCGACUACUAUGAAAAAAAUGCGUGUGAUUACCUUAAGAUUCAACGACCACUAGCCAAAUUAAUAGUCGUAGUUGAACCCUAAUAAUGUUUGGCGACCCACCACCUUAACAACAAAUUAAAUAGGGUUUACCAUGUUAUUGGAGUGUGAUUCAUGGUAUGUGAUUAUUAAGAACAAAAUUAAUGAGAUCUAAUCCAUUAAUAUAAAGACACGGCCCUAAUAUUUUGCCGUGGAGCUCGAACGAAACGUCAAUAAUUGUUUACGUAGACAGCCACAACGUUUUUCUUAACAUAAGACUAAUGCAAAAAAUGGUUACUAAUAACACUGAUUCGGUGUAAUUUCUUAGCACUUCUACUAUGCUAUAUAACAUUGAUGCUUUAAUGUACAAUUUAAAGUUGUACCAUAACAUUAAAUGUAUAAGUUUAGGUUGUACCAUAAAGGAAUUUAUAUCAUUAUGUUAUGGUACAACUUUACAACUUGAAGUUGUACCAUCACACAAGGUACAAGUUUAAAUUGUACCAUAAAAACCAUAAAAGAAUUUGUACAAAAAGUAUAAGUGCAAUAUGAAGUUAUACCAUAACGUUAAAGGUACAAUUUCAAGUUGUACCAUAAAGGCAAAAACCUAUAGCACCAAUGCUAUAUAGCAUUGUAAAAUUCCUCGUAAUUUCUCUUAGCAAACACUUCUGUGGGUGGGUCUGUAUUCUAUACAUAUAUUUUUUUUGGCAAGAAAUGUCUAUAUAUUUUUUGGGUCAAAAAUCAGGUUGGAUCAUGUGCUUAAGCCUAUGCUUAAGCAUUUGUUUAAGUCAUUUUUAUUGGCUAAUAGUGGAUUAGGUAGUUAAUGAGUGGUUGAUUGUUAAUAAGUAGUUAAGAAUAAAUAGGGUAUUAUGAA
This is a messenger RNA of Linum trigynum, 2497 nucleotides long. Lineage: Eukaryota; Viridiplantae; Streptophyta; Magnoliopsida; Malpighiales; Linaceae. The record is from the annotation of a GenBank genome assembly.